Molecule: messenger RNA, 636 nt
Organism: Brassicogethes aeneus
Lineage: Eukaryota; Metazoa; Arthropoda; Insecta; Coleoptera; Nitidulidae
Source: the annotation of a GenBank genome assembly
CUGGACGAGACAUUUGAACUAUUUGUGUCAUAAAAGAGAACUACGUUAAAAUUAUUUUUAAAACGUCAAAACCCUGUUGACGUUAUCCCGUUAACCUAACUUUGACGUGUCAAAACAAUCCAAAAUAAUAAUGUAUUUCUAAAAUGGACAAGAAAUUGGCCGAGUACAGGGCAAAAAAAACUACGUGAGGAAAGAAUAAAUAAAGCAAAAGAUUAUGUGCAAUCAGUAAUGUCUGUAUUUAAAACAAAACCUAAAAAUGAAGAAAAGAAAAACGAUGAAGUUCUUUUAAUACAGCCCGAGCAUAUAUCAGAUGAAGAACCGGUUAGUGAAGAUGACAAUGAAAGUGUAGACAGCACAAUUAACUGCAACAAUUAUUCGUACAUGAAAUGGGUUUUGUAUUUGUUAACUUUUUUGCUGUGGGUUACUACAUAUGUAAUAUUUAUCAAGUUGGCUUUUGGGUCUGUUAAUUUUGUUGUUUCGAUGUUGGUUUUCAUGUAUGUAAAUACUGGUAAAAGAAAACGUGGGGAAGUGAGUGCCUAUUCUGUUUUUAACAAAGACUGCAAGAGUAUUGAUGGCACAUUAAAGGCUGAACAGUUUGAAAGGGAAAUAAGGUAUGGUGCGGGGAGUCUCCAAUAA